Aplosporella prunicola CBS 121167 is the source of this 843-nucleotide messenger RNA. RefSeq lists its product as uncharacterized. Lineage: Eukaryota; Fungi; Ascomycota; Dothideomycetes; Botryosphaeriales; Aplosporellaceae. The record is from RefSeq and is a predicted model, not a curated record. Gene Ontology annotation, cellular component: site of polarized growth; cell surface; plasma membrane. Gene Ontology annotation, molecular function: osmosensor activity. The transcript has a single exon. The annotation marks the transcript as partial. Gene Ontology annotation, biological process: osmosensory signaling pathway via Sho1 osmosensor; signal transduction involved in filamentous growth; establishment of cell polarity.
ACUACGGCAUCAGCGACCCCUACCAGCUAUCCGAAGUACAUUGCCCCUCCGGGAGGCAUGGCUCAACCUUCCGUGAACCACACUAAGAUUCAAAUCGGUUUCAAGCGUGGCUUCAACUGGCCCUUCGUCGUUGGACACGCUGAUACUACUGGCUGGCAACUCACUACUUACAUGCCUGUUGCGGUCGCUGAUGGCCUUGGAAUUGAUCACGACAAGGUCGAGAUGUUUGCACUGACGUCUUACAACACUACCGCAUCGUUGGGAUACAUUACAACUCUUGCUUUGUUGUACGUCCCUAGCGACCUCGUUGACACUCUUCACUUGGAUCUGCUCAACAGCAACUCUGCCUUCUACAAUAACCAGGAUGCUCAGUCGGGUGACACCAUCAACUUCUUGACAAGCUUUGUCGACCCGACAUUUGCCAUCCUGGCAGGUGAAAACCCCGAUGAAUCAUCGGGCUCGUCCUCUGGCAACGGUGGCUCCUCAGAUUCCGGCUCAAAUUCAAACAGCGGCGACCUGAGCGACUCCAGCUCAAGCUCUCCCAUCAAGGCUAGCGCUGUCGGUAUCGCUUUCGCUACCAUCGGUGGUGUGGCUGCCUACGGUGCCGCGAUGUUGCUCGUUGCCCGUAGGUACAAGAAGAAGAAGGCGAGCCACCAGCGGAGCAGUUCCGUUCCCACUGCCAGCGGCUACGGAGCAACUAUGACUGGCGGUGCAUUCAUGACUGGCGGUCGUGGUGGCCGCUUCAGUGGUCGUGACAGCCGCGGUAGCGGAAGCGGCCGUAGCGCCCGCACUGCGCAAAUUUCGGCCCCCGUCAUGGCAGAGAACUCUCUUGGAUGGAACUAA